CUUCUCUCCUCUCCCUCCUACCGUCUGAACAGUACGUGCUAUGUGACGUUGUUCAGUGGUACGCAUGCGUACUGAGAUGAUGGGAAUUUCCAACAGUUGAGCAGGUUUCGCUGGCUUCGGCUAGCACUUGCCAAAGCUUGGUGCAGGUUCGGGCCAUUGACACCAUUGGGACUCUUGACUUGAUGCGUCCCAGUGACCUUGGAUCAUUGCACAAGCAGCACAAACAGAUUGACAACAAUGUUUCUUUAACGGACAGUAAAACAAAAGCCCAUUCUGACCUAAUCUAAAACAACAUUGGCCUGUGUGCCAAGCCAGGCUUUGAGCCACGAUUAAAGAUGGUCGUAAGAAUGCAUCCUUGCAGCCUGCAGCUGAGCUACAGCAAUUGAAAGCACCAUCUCUUGAGUAGAGGAUCUGCUGCGGAGUCUUGUUUCUUUUCUACUUCCCCCACCACGUGAUCAACACUGAGUGUGAGCUGCUGCACACAGUGAGUUUUGAUUGACCAACAUGAUGCUUCUAUGUGACAUCCUUGUGCAGAUUAUGAAAAGGGAGUGAUGCACUCUCAAAAAAGCGAACCGGCUGACUGUUAGUCUGCUGUAUAUAAUGGAUGCAAAGUUAAAAGAAGACCUGUUCCGGAGAUAUGUGGGGGCACUCGAGAGGCGCCUUCAAGAUGGAGGGGAAAAAUAUGGAAUGGCAAACUUGCAUGAAGGGGACAACGGGAGGAACAAGGACAGCGAGGCCCUACUUUCUACAGCCACGGCGCUCCUCGGGGCCUACCAGCCAGAUCCAGGACAGCGUUUCCGCAUGGUGCGCUUUUAUGAAGUGGUUGAGGGUUCCCUUCGCUGCCAAAGAGGAGGAAACCUCAGAAGCCUGGAGAGAGCUUUCCACACUCUGGAAACCAUAUGCACCAAUCUAUUACUUUUCCCCUGGAAGAAAGAGUUCAGAUGUAUUAAGACUUUCACCGGCCCCUAUGUGUACCAUCUGAAGUCCACCAUUUCUGAUGCCGAGCUUAGAUCUCUGAUGCGCACGAUCGGCUACACUUGUGACCACGACUCGCAGUUUUAUUUCCAGGAGCAUCUGGGAGGCUCGGCUCAUCUCCGGCAGUUGGCUUUUGAGCUCUUUCUAGCCCAGGCGGAGUGUCGUCUUCUGGGAGAGGUCGUGGCCCUGGCCCGCGGUUCGGCUUCGGAGUUGGAGGCCCUGGAACUCCGCAGGGGCUGCAGGGACGACGCAGCUGGCUGCGCCGAGGCGCUCCGCAGACGCGACAGCCUCGGAGCGGAUAUGGCUCGACUGUCUGUGCAGCCUCUAGAUAUCGAGAGGCCUCACACUCACCACCUGAGGCGAGGUAGCCGACCGUCAAAGUCGGUUGACGUGACAGAUGGGGCAGGUCACUGGCACGCAGCGGCGAGCAAACCGAUCCUGAAAGCCUCAUUGAGUUUGAGGAAAGAGCCUUUAUUCGUGGACGCCGAGGAGGAUAUGAAGGAUGAGAUCAUCAGGCCCAAUACCUCGGUAUCUCUAUUCUCCGUGGCGGCACCUCCUUCCUACAGCCCCAUUGUCGAUUUCUUCCCCACACAGUUGCCUCCCCCGGCCGAUGCGUACACAUCCUACCACCUUUCCUCGCUGGAUGAGAUUGACUUGUACACAGAGAGGGGCGUGGGCGGCACCAGCGGGAGGCAGACCCCCUCACGGCCUCCUUCCAGAGAGCCGAGAGACGCGCGAGACGGGUGGCUGCUCAAAUCUCAUGGCAGCGUGAAGUGUCAGAGCUGUGGACUGGGCUACUCCACGAUGGCUUCCUGCCAGAGGUGCGACAUGAUGCUAUGCUCUGCGUGUCACGACGUCGAGCCCUCCCCGUGCUGCAGCCUGCAGGACUACCACCCGAAAUCCACACGGCCGAUCGACGGCUACGUUCCUGUCAAGGAGAAGCUCUCCGUCUACUCGAACACGCACUCCCACUCGCAUCUGCACCCCCACCCCUUGGCACUGACCCACUCACACACUCACUCUCACCCUCACCCCCACGUGGUGGACAAACCUUUGUUGUCCACCAAGCUGUUUCCAAGCAAGUCCGUUGCUUUGACAACGCCAAAAGGCAGCAACGAGCGCAUAAGCAUGGGAGGGUCGCGAUGCGGCUUUUGCAACAAGCCGGGCGCAUCCCACACCUGCGUCAACUGCUCCAAGGUAUCAUGUGACUCAUGCAUGGGCUUGUAUGGCAACGACAUGUGUACGCGGAAGAAUCCCCAGCACAUGUUUGUGCCCAACCAUCAGCUCAAUUUCAAAUCCGGCACCAUAUCACACGUGGUGUACCGAUGAUCCAGAGAGAGCGAGGGUUUUACUUCUCCACGUUGUGUCCGAACCUUUCAAGAGCAGUAUCGCUCUGCAUUGUUGUUUAUGCGCCGCUGCUCGCAGACUGAGAGUGUUUUUGGACUCCCAAGUAGUACAUUUUCCCUCACUGGUGGUCGGGCCACAUUGUCUGAUUUCAGUUCUGGCCUUUUACCUACUAUGUACUACUACAACAAUUACCGUAUUUUCCGCACGAAAAGACACACUGGAUUAUGAGGCGCACCUUCAAUGAAUGGCUCUUUUGUAAUUUUUUUUGAAUACAUUAGACGCUUCGCGUUAAAAGGCGCAAUCUACAAUGCCUCCACUAGAUGGUGCUACGCUAGUUCCAUUCAACUCGAGAGGUGUCCGUUCAACUUGAGAGGCGUUAGUGACCGCCUCUGAAAAAUGUAAAUUAACUAUUGCUGUACUUAAAUGAAACUACGAAAAUUGAAAAUAAUUCAUCAAAACAGAAAACGAGCGAGGAAAUCACAAAAUAAAUUCUGUAGGGGGGGAUAUAGAAUCCCCCCCCCCCUAUAGAAUUUAUUUUGUGAUUUCUUGAUUUUCUUCGCGGUUUCAUUGAAGUAAGAAUUAAUUUACGUUUUUCGGAGGCGGCCAUGAACGCCUCUCAAGUGGAACGGAAGAAGGCACAGAGACGGACAAAGACAUACAAUACCUGUAUUUGCUGAAACUGUGAAACCUGUCUGGAUUUAAAAAAACAAAAAUAAAACCACAACCACAGCUAACUUUUUCUUCAACAAACUAACUUUUUCUGGUCAACUCGAGCCGUUCAUGACCGCCUCCGUAAAACGCACUGGCAUUUCCUUUAUUGUAGCUCCAAGAGUACAAUCAGAUAAGAUAAGAAAACCUUUAAUCGUCUCACAAUGGAGAAAUUCCCACUUUACAGCAGCAAAGUUCUGAGAGGAAUAAGUAGAAGAACAAAAUAAAUAGGAGCUGCUGGAAAGGCAGCCACUCUCGCGGCGCCAUCUUGAAGUCAAAAUAACACAAGAUGUCAGUUAUUUAUUCCUUUGUUGUGUAUUCACAAAUGAUGAAAUCACAAUAUAAAUUCUGUAGGAGGGGGGGCUAUAGAAUUUCUUUUGUGAUAUCCUUGCUUGCUUUUCAGUUUUAAUGUAUUAUUUUCAAUAUUUGUAGUUUCAUUGAAGGAAUCGUUAGUUUACCUUUUUUGGAGGCGGUCUUGAACGCCUCUCGAGUCGGAACGGAAGAAGGAACGGAGACAAAGACGUACCUGUAUUUGUUGAGACUGUUGAAAAAAAAAGAAAACCACAGCUCUCCUUUUUUUCGGAGCUGCAACACAAACUUAUUUAAUAAAGCAGCGACACAGUUCACUGAACCAACAGCAAAUUAUAACAUUGGAAGCAUGUCUCCAGGAAGGAGCGAGCCAUCUUGGAGUCGAUUGGAGUAUUACCGUAAUGACCAUAAUGACCAUACAAAAGGCGCACCGGAUUUUAAGGAGCUCGGUGAGCUUUUAAGAAAAUUGAAGACUUUUUGGUGUGGAAAAUACAUUUUGCCUUGCUACCUGCUCUUGACUAGUCAUGUGAUAAUGUAGUGCUGACCCAAUUUCUCCAACUUUAUCCCCUAAAAGGAAAAUCUGGAGUUAAAAAGUUAAACCUACUUGUAAGCUAAGAAAAAAAAAUCAAAUAUUAUAUAUCUAUAUAUGAGAGAGUAUAUUGUGUGUGUAUAUGUGUCUGCUGAAACGACCUGAUCUUGCAGCAUGCAGAAAAAUGACUUUUUUUUAUUCCUGAAAAAUACUGAGAAAAGCUACACUGGAAAUUAGUAAAAUAAAAGAAUAUAUAUUUUUGAAUCUUGAUUCUGUAGAAUAAUGUAGAUUAAAAAAAAACUUCCAUUAAGGCAAGGUAGGAAGUACUGUAUCUCAAAAGGACUUAUUGAGACAAUGAUCGAUGCCAUAUUCUAUUUAUAGUCAUGCCUUGUAAAUGACCCUUGCCACGUCCCUCAAUGGUUUCUAGUGGGCUGAUGUUUUGAUGCUGCUGUUGACUUGAGAGUUUGACAUUGUGAAAUGUUGACUCCUUUCUUGUGAAGACCUCGUUUGCAUGUGUGCGUGUGUGUGCAAGUGUGUUUGUGUUUGCGCGCGCACGCGUAUGCUUUGAGCCCAUUCAAGCCGCGUUUAAAAUCUCAGAACCUCUAUGGUUCAGGAUGCCGCAGCAGCCGCGCCGGUGCCAGAUCAGAGGUUUCCUGUCAAGUCUCAGGUGGAGUCACAGCAGGUGUCUGGGCCACAAAUCAAAUGCAUGCAGAUUUUCUUCAAGCAUAUAUGAAACAUGUUGUUUUAGAGUAUCUAAUGUGAAAGUGUUCUGUCCUGCUUUUUGUCUACCUCAAAGCACUCCAGCCAGUGUGACUUUCCAGACUUCUAACCUCCUGAAAUGUUGUGUUUCCCCACAUAUCCCAAACAAUCCACCCAAUAAGAGAUCAUUGAAAAAACAGUUAAUUUUUUUUCCAUUCCGAUCCAACAAUGUUGUUGGCACUUUCCCGGUCACAGUCGAAAAAGUGCAUGUGAACAAACACCUGUAAUUGUAAUGCAAUACAGUGUAAUGCAACUGCAGAGGCUUUGUGAUGCUUCAGGAGUCACGCGGUUGAAAGUUUUUAGAGCGGGGUUCGAUGGAUGUUAGUGUAUCUAUUAUAGUUCAGAACAUUGUGAACUUGAGAACAAACCACCACUGAUGCCGUGAUAAGUUAAGUGUGACUAAAAGCGUUCAGUGCAUGCUUUUUUGUUUUUGUUUUGUUUUUUCAUUGUAAUGACUUGGAGGGCAUGAAGGCUCUUAUCAAAUCCAAAUCUGAAGAGAUCAUCACUUGUUUACUUUUAAAAGAGGGAAUAUGUAACCAUGUAUUUUUCCCCCUUCCUGGAAAUCUGUAUAACUGAUAUGCCAUCGACUAACACUACAUAUUAUCCUUCACUUAAUUGCUUCUGCUCGACACUGGAAAAAAUGUUACUUGAGGGGGGGGGGGCAUUCGGGUUUGUUUACAGUUAAUGUAAAGGAAACUUCAGAGUGACGUCUUUCUCUUCAUGUGGAGUCUUCGUCACUGAGAGGCCGCAGUUUGAUAUGCUGCUGAGAUGACAACAUAUACCCAUACAAAUGUGAAAUAUAGUUUUUGUAUAAGUGGAUUAAACCUGCCUGACUUGUCACCCACCCGUGUCCCUCGUCCAGAUAAAAUAGUCCACAUUAUUAACAUCUGAAUAGGAAUCUAAGCACAUUGUAGCUGGUUGUGAGCUCCUGCUUGUCAUUGCAAGUGUGCGAAAUUUUAUUGGUAUGGUUUGUGCUCAGAAGCAUCAGCUUGGGUUUGCUCUCGCACGAGACGAUUCCAAUGAACUGAUUUCCUUCCACAAGACCAAUUGGUCAUACAUUGAGAGUUAAGUUUGCACAUUUAAUGCAGUGCUUUCAGUGUUUAAUGCAGUUUAUGUGUUUAUUGUGGCACCUCAAAUUGGCCAUUAUGUUCUGUUAAGUUGGUCAACUCUCAUUGUCUUAAAUUCAUGUCUGCCAUUUCCCUAAAGUAAUUUCUGCCUUUUCUGUACUUCAACGGGACCUCCCACAUGUGUAUCGGCACAAUGUUUCUGAAAAGGCUGUCAAUGGGUGUUGACGUUACCGAGAAGUCAGGUGUGAUUUAUGAAGUCUUUGUUUACCGAAAUACCAUUGUUUGAUUUUAGGGAAUGUUUGAUUGAACACACUUUGUUUUUGACUACUUGCUUAAAAAAACAAAACAAAAAAAACGUUUUAUGUUGCUCUGCCUCUCCUGGGGUCUUUUGAAAUUAAUUUGAGAACAAAUCUCCAGUUAUCGUCAAGUGGGGCAAACUUGUUCACACUGUCUCUAGUCAUCUUAGAUGUGCAAUCAUUUGUUUCUUUUUUUUUUUAAAUAAUCUUUACAUCUUCAAACGCGUGUACACACACACACAUUUAGUCGUCCAACUCUUGUCAUUGUGAGUCAUACCAGCAGCAGACGUGACUUUUAAAAGUUUUGCAAACGUGAUAUUGCCAAAAGAAGAACAAACGAUAAGAGGAUCAAAUCCUGCGGUCAGCCCUGGAUGUCUUGCAUUUGUUCCAUUCAGUAAAUGAAAUGGUUUUGCUAAAGUAUGGACAUGUCUGAAGAAUUUAACCUUUUUCACAGAGAACCAACCUAAGCGCCCUGAUUCUGAACAGCAAGACUGACCACUUAGGUCUCUCAAGGGCUAAACAGUUUUCAGGGCUGGAUGUUUUGAAAAGAUCUUUUAUCACAAGAUGGGAAUUGCUGAUAAUGGACAAGAUCUUUGUUGUUUUGCGGCGUGGAACAUUGCAUUGGGCUUUCUGAACGCUGUUGGUUGGAGGUCCACACUCCCUUUACCUCUGUGUGUGGUUGACUUAGUGGUUGAAUAGCUGCAAGACAAAUGUGAUCUAGCACUCAUAACCCCCCCCCCCCUUCUUCCAUCCACUUUGGCGCUGGAGACCAUUGCACCAGGUCUGGGUAAAGGUGAUCGACAUUCUAUGAUCAGUGUGUGGCCUGGCUUGGGGAUGGAAAGGGAAAAUAGCCAAAAUUGUUAACCGGUGAAAA
Molecule: messenger RNA, 6864 nt
Organism: Hippocampus zosterae (dwarf seahorse)
Lineage: Eukaryota; Metazoa; Chordata; Actinopteri; Syngnathiformes; Syngnathidae
Gene: spata2
Product: spermatogenesis associated 2
Exons: 3
Coding region: 601-2304 (567 amino acids)
Biological process (GO): regulation of necroptotic process; protein linear deubiquitination; protein K63-linked deubiquitination
Cellular component (GO): cytoplasm
Source: RefSeq, a predicted model, not a curated record